AGGGAGCUCAAUCUGCAAGACAAGAUUAUGCCAGACUCUUUCUUUGCGUCGACAAAAAACCGGAAGCGGAAGCGGUCUGUCAGCACGGCCGAGGGAGCUAGGGGAGCUAAGAAAAUCCUGCGCAAGGGCAAAUCUAGUUCUCAAGACACAAAACUUAUCAAUGCAAGCGCAAGGAGGGGGGUGAGAGGAGCCGCAGAUGAAGAAUUGAACUCGGACAGAACAGAUUCGGAGGGUGGCGUAAUAGAUGACAUCGACUUACGUGCAGACGUCCAGCCCGAGACCAGCGGUGACGAAGAUGAACAGGAAACUCCUGCGGAAAAGCGGUUACGAUUGGCAAAGCUCUACCUGGAAAGUGUGAAGGAUGGUCUAGCCGAGGGAGAAUUUGAUGCUGCUGAGAUCGAUAGAGAGCUAAUAUCAGAACGACUGCGACAAGACGUCCUGGAGCAUUCUGGCAAAGUUCACCUCUUCGUGGCAGACUUUUAUGAUUUCACUUCAACGUCAUCCCUACGAUGCAGGGGUCACCGUUUCUCUGUCACUUCUGCUGUCGCAUCGGACGACGCCCAGUUUCUAUACACAUCAGGGAAAGAGGGAACCAUAAAUAAGUGGUCUCUCCAGUCUGGGAAAAAUAUUGCGACGUUCUAUAAACAACGCAUUUCCAAAGGCAAAGAGAAGGCGCUCCCUCAAGAUAUUCAAGGGCACACGGACGAGAUCCUUUCUCUCGCCGUAAGUAGUGAUGGUCGAUACCUCGCCAGUGGAUCUAAAGAUAGGAGAGUGGGCGUAUGGGAUGUAGAGAAGGAUAAAUGGGUGAAAGGCUUUGGAGGACACAAGGAUUCGGUUUCAAGUGUUGCAUUCCGGAAAGGCACACAACAAUUGUAUACUGGCUCGUUUGAUCGGACUGUCAAACUAUUCGAUCUCUCAGCAAUGGGAUAUGUAGAAACGCUAUUUGGACAUCAAGAUACCAUUCUCUGCCUGGAUGCUCUCCGAGGAGAGACCGCUGUUACUGCUGGAGCGAGAGAUCGAACGAUCCGAUUCUGGAAAAUUGCAGAUGAGAGUCAGUUGGUCUUUCGUGGCGGUGGAAAAAGUGCAAUACGGGAAUUGCUUGAAGGAGGCGCGUUCGAAGGCCACGAGGAUGAGGAACACAUGAAUGGGGUGGAGGUUGAUGGUCCGAAAUCAAACAAAAGUAAGGAAAAGAUGAAAGAGAGCAGAUACGCGGAAGGGAGUAUCGAAUGUGUCGCAAUGAUUGAUGAAACUACGUUUGUGAGCGGGGGAGAUACUGGCUCAAUAUGUCUUUGGAACACCCAAAAGAAAAAACCUGUUUAUACACAGACAGUGUGCCAUGGGUUCCACGAAGUACAGUCCACGACCGAGGGACUUGUGCGAACACCCCGCUGGAUAACGGCCGUUGCAUCACUGCGCUAUUCAGACAUGUUUGUUUCCGGCUCAUGGGAUGGCGAUGUACGAUUUUGGAAGCUCGACCAAAAAAUCAGAUCAUUCUCACUGGUUGGGUCGAUACCUGGGCCCGGUGUUGUCAACUCCCUACAACUUCUCGUCUUACCCAAAGGCGCAUUGGACAAUGCUUCUUGGAGAGAAAAGGAACAGCGGUCUUCCACAAAGAGCUCAGUUCAGCCUACAUUAUUAGUUGUGGGAUUAGGACAGGAGCAUCGCUUGGGACGGUGGUUGAGCAUGAAGGGGGAGGGAGUCACGAAUGCGACAACAGUUCACAUCAUAUAUCCUCGGACAAAGACAACGCCGAACCUUUAGGGCCUUAACGUUGACAUUAUCGCCUACAAAACGAGACUUGAGGUCUUUCUAGUCUACAUAGUACACUCAGGGGCUAAAAUUAAGCAGCGUCGUGACGGUGUGACAAUAUUUAGAACCACGCG
Molecule: messenger RNA, 1883 nt
Organism: Suillus subaureus
Lineage: Eukaryota; Fungi; Basidiomycota; Agaricomycetes; Boletales; Suillaceae
Product: WD40 repeat-like protein
Exons: 6
Coding region: 28-1761 (577 amino acids)
Cellular component (GO): small-subunit processome
Molecular function (GO): protein binding; snoRNA binding
Source: RefSeq, a predicted model, not a curated record